This is a messenger RNA of Topomyia yanbarensis, 599 nucleotides long. Its product is annotated as coiled-coil-helix-coiled-coil-helix domain-containing protein 7. Lineage: Eukaryota; Metazoa; Arthropoda; Insecta; Diptera; Culicidae. The coding region runs from base 171 to 428 and encodes 85 amino acids. The transcript has 2 exons. The record is from RefSeq and is a predicted model, not a curated record.
AGAAGCGUUACCGCAUAUUCUGUUUGUCUCGUUUGUCUGUUUUGAUGUUUAGUUCUUGUGUCGGCACAUUCUCAAAAAAGUGUUGAUAAUAUUAUCAUUAAUGUUAGUAUUUAAAGCCAUUUGAAGUGCAAAUCGAAGAAUAUUCUGACUCAACAUUUCCGUCCCUUAGAAUGCCAAAGAAUCCCGACGCGGAAAAAAACAAUCCAUGUCUCCUCGAGCAGGAUCUGGUUAACAAGUGUCUCAAUAAAAACAACUACGAGAGCAGUAUGUGCGAACUGUAUUUCAGCAACUACAAAAAUUGCAAGGAAUUUUGGUACAAGGUUCGUAGGGAACGACGAGCCCAGGGAAAAUAUCCAUACCUGCCCGAAGUACAAGAUCGAGCUCAAAUCAAGGCGGAGUACAUGAAGACUAAACCCGUCAGUGGCUAGCGAUUGUUGGGUAUAUUUGCAAGGAUAUGUGUUGUGAUAAAAGAGGAGAAUGACGUUGGAGUUUUUUUUUUCUUUGCUGUGCCAAUUACUUGACGGCUGAGACCGUUCACGGUCCAUCUCGCCAAUGACGGUGGAGUGUUGUAGCAAUAAAAGAUUUAUCUAUGUUAUGAA